UUGCUCACUUCGUGCUACCUUCAAACACAGCUGCAUCUUAUCAAGUUCUACAGAGGACAGAAAAUAUCAGAGAGGGCUGUGAGUUUUGAAGAGCACUUCAGCUGUCACCUCCACAACACAAAUGGAAGUGGCUUUGGUCGUGAUUGUGUUGGGGGCGACUGGUGAGAUCUUGCAUACUGAUGUAACGAUUACAGAUACGAACAGCACAGAUCUCCAUCUUUCUGCUCUUGCAAAGAAAUGGAAUCAUCAUACAUACGGCGGCUGUCCUGUGGACAAAGGUUAUGAGCUUUACCACAAUCGGUGUCUGAAGCUGUACACCACCAAGCAAGACUACCAGACUGCCAAAAACCGAUGUGGAGAUGACGGAGCUCAUCUCUUUAACUUGAAGUCACGUGAGCUGGACGUCCCGCCAUUGCUGUUGCUGAUGGACACGAACGGGCAAGUGCUUAGUUCAACGUUCGGUCAAGGCUUGUGGGUUGGAGCAGAUGACAUUACGACCGAGGGUCACUUCCUGUGGAGCGAUGGUAUCACCUUGUUGAGGGACUCCGGACUCUGGGAACGCGGCCAGCCAGACGACGGUGGGAGCAACGAGGACUGUGUUGAGGUCCUCCGCCCGAACAACGUCUCGAUCAAUGACUUGCCCUGCUCGAAAAAGUUGGGCUUUGUCUGUCAGGCAGACAUCAAAAUGCUGUGAACGAACGAACAUUUGCUGUCUUGAAGACCUCGUCGGGAUUCGUCCUCAUGUCCUGUCCAGCUUGCCACAGUCCUAAUCUUCUUUUCGUAUCGUAUCCGUGGCAUUAUAUGGCUCAUGAUGGCAUUCUCGUCUCAAUGAAUUAAAGAAAAGACAUAUCCCCAACUCCAA
This is a messenger RNA of Pomacea canaliculata, 862 nucleotides long. Its product is annotated as brevican core protein-like. The transcript is spliced from 5 exons. Bases 122 to 694 code for a protein of 190 amino acids. The record is from RefSeq and is a predicted model, not a curated record. NCBI's taxonomy places the organism in Eukaryota, Metazoa, Mollusca, Gastropoda, Architaenioglossa, Ampullariidae.